Molecule: messenger RNA, 2011 nt
Organism: Helianthus annuus (common sunflower)
Lineage: Eukaryota; Viridiplantae; Streptophyta; Magnoliopsida; Asterales; Asteraceae
Product: ammonium transporter 1 member 2
Exons: 2
Coding region: 213-1769 (518 amino acids)
Biological process (GO): ammonium homeostasis; ammonium transmembrane transport
Cellular component (GO): membrane
Molecular function (GO): ammonium channel activity
Source: RefSeq, a predicted model, not a curated record
UGGGAGGUGACAUGCUUUUUUAUCUUUAAGCUUCCAAUUUCAAUGGUCCUGAAGCAACACCAAAUUGUUGUGGACAUAAUUUGUUUCCACAAUAUGGCUAGGGGCGCAUUGACUUCACUAGUCUCUCAGCCCCAUGACUUGCCAUCUAUCCAGCUUUGCUCUUUAAAACCACACCACACUAAUCACAACCUCACCAACAAACACCCUUAGCCAUGACAACUCUCUCCGCCUGCUCCGCGGCAGACCUAACCACUCUCCUCGGCUCCACCGGCAAUGCCACGGCAGCAGCCGAAUACAUAUGCACACGCUUCACGAACACCACGAACGAUUUUACCAACAUCAAAUAUGCCAUUGACAACACGUAUCUCCUCUUUUCAGCAUACCUCGUGUUUGCCAUGCAGCUCGGGUUCGCCAUGCUUUGCGCUGGGUCGGUCCGAGCCAAAAACACGAUGAACAUCAUGCUCACCAACGUGUUGGAUGCUGCGGCUGGAGGUAUUUCGUACUACAUAUUCGGCUUUGCUUUCGCCUUUGGUGGACCGUCCAACGGAUUUAUCGGGAAACAUUACUUCGGGCUUAAAAAAAUACCCUCACAGUAUUUUGAUUAUAGUUCCUUUCUGUAUCAGUGGGCAUUUGCUAUAGCUGCUGCUGGUAUAACCAGUGGCUCCAUUGCAGAGAGAACUCAAUUUGUGGCUUACCUUAUCUACUCUUCCUUCUUGACAGGUUUUGUGUAUCCUAUAGUGUCACAUUGGGUGUGGUCUGCUGAUGGUUGGGCCAGUGCCUCACGAGAUAUUAAAAGCGGUAGCCUCCUGUUUGAUUCAGGAGCCAUCGAUUUUGCAGGUUCGGGCGUGGUCCACAUGGUGGGUGGGACUGCGGGCCUAUGGGGUGCGCUAAUUGAAGGUCCAAGAAUCGGACGGUUCGACCGCUCUGGACGGUCUGUUGCCUUAAGAGGCCACAGUGGUUCACUAGUUGUGUUGGGUACUUUUCUUUUAUGGUUUGGUUGGUAUGGUUUCAAUCCAGGUUCGUUUUUCCAAAUCUUAAGACCAUAUAAUACAUCAGAUGUUUAUUAUGGUCAAUGGAGCGCGGUUGGAAGGACUGCCGUUACCACAACAUUGGCAGGAUGCACGGCCGGACUAACCACAUUGUUUAGCCGACGGCUACUAGUUGGUCAUUGGAAUGUGACCGACGUGUGUAACGGGUUGCUAGGUGGUUUAGCGGCCAUUACCUCUGGUUGUUCGGUCGUUGAACCAUGGGCCGCAGUCAUUUGUGGGUUCGUUGCAGCUUGGGUGUUAAUAGGAUUUAACAAGCUAGCAGAAAAGUGCAAGUAUGAUGAUCCAUUAGAGGCUGCACAAUUGCACGGUGGGUGUGGUGCAUGGGGCCUAUUAUUCACUGGGUUGUUUGCCAAAGAACAAUAUGUGUACGAGAUAUAUGUAUAUGGCACCGAUCGGCCAGCUUCUAGGCCUUAUGGAUUGUUUAUGGGUGGUGGUGGAAAGCUAUUUGCAGCGCAAAUUAUCCAAAUACUAGCGAUCAUCGGUUGGGUGAGCGCAACCAUGGGUCCCCUUUUCUACAUCUUAAAGAAACUCAAGCUGUUGAGGAUUUCGAGCGAAGACGAAAUGGCAGGAAUGGACAUGACUAGACAUGGCGGAUUCGCGUAUGUUUAUCAUGAUGAAGAUGCUAGUUCUCACCCACCCCCUGGUUUCGCAAUGAGAAGGAUCGAACCCGAUGGUACAAGUCCAGCACCUACCAACGGAUCAUCAAACAAUGUUGUGUAGCCUACUAUUUCCUCCUUUUCUGUGUUUACGUCACCAAAAUGUAAUUUCAUAUCAUUCUAGACAAAGUUUGCUUUUAACUAGUUAUAUAUGAUGUUAGAUCGUCAAGGCUUCAGAUUCAGAUUCAGAUACUAGAUGAUGUAGAUGGCCUCAUUCUUGUUGAACGUCCUGAUCUAUAUGUUGUGUUUGAAGAUAUAAAUGUAUAUAGGAGUAUUAUAUAUUGAUUUGUUAUGUUAUUGUUAUCU